UUUCUGGUUUCGCGCGUCCUUUCUGUCUCUCUUGCGCCUCCGUAGUUAUGGUUCGUUCAGUUUUCCGGACCGUGUGUUGUUUAGUUAACGUUAGCUAGCCUACCUCAUAACGCCAAACGAAUUGUAAUGGUAACGUGUAAGAGGUGAUUUUAAACAACGUUUUAAACAUGUCAGAGAAAGGUGAAGUGGAUUUAACUGGUGCUAAACAGAACACGGGCGUGUGGCUGGUAAAGGUGCCCAAAUACCUGUCCCAGCAAUGGGCCAAAGCAUCAGGCAGGGGAGAGGUGGGGAAACUCCGGAUCGGGAAGAACCAAGGGAAGGCAGAGGUGGAAUUCACUCUGAACGAAGACCUGACCAUGAUUGACAGCCUCGGGGACAAGCCAUCGGGAGUGCAGGCCCCCAGGGACCACCCGUUCACCAUGCAGACUGUAGGAGGACAGACCCUGGCCGUGUUCACUGAGACCCAGUCAGAGUCAUCUAAGGGCCAGUCAGAAGAGAGAUCUGAUGGCAGCACCUCAGUUUCGGGGGCGGGGUCAGGCCCAGAGAGGAUCUCCCUGGAGGGCCUGGUGGUGCAGAGAGCAGAGUGUCGACCCGCUGUCAGCGAGAACUACAUGAAACUCAAGAGACUGCAGAUAGAAGAGUUAUCCAAGCCAGUGAGAUUGUCUCAGCAACUAGAGAAGGCUGUUACCACCAACUACAAACCAGUGGCCAACCAUUCCUACAACCUGGAGUACGACAGGAAGAAGAAGGAGGAAGGGAAAAGAGCCAGGGUCGACAAACAGCAGGUGUUGGACAUGUUGUUCUCAGCUUUUGAGAAGCAUCAAUAUUACAACAUCAAGGACCUGGUCGACAUCACCAAACAACCUGUGAGUUACCUGAAAGAGAUUCUGCGUGACAUCGGCAUCUACAACGUGAAGGGAACCCACAAGAACACGUGGGAGCUGAAGCCAGAGUACAGACACUACCAGGGAGGAGAGGAGGAGGAGAAGGAGACCAACGACUAGCCUGGUCUGGGGCCCCACCACUAGGAGAAGGACGACUAGCCUGGUCUGGGGCCCCACCACUAGGAGAAGGACGACUAGCCUGGUCUGGGGCCCCACCACUAGGAGGGCGACGAGCCUGGUCUGGGGCCUCCCUAGAGAGCGUCGUUUUGGUUUUUAUAGACUUGAAAAUGUUUUUUAAUGAUGUAGAGAAAUAAAGUUGUCAAGCUACUGAUGUGUUGGCCAGUUAGGACCCCGGCCCUAUACUACAUGUCGGUGAAGUCCCACCCUAUUCCGUGCACUACUUUAAACCAGGACCCUGGUCAAAUUUAGUGUACUAUUUAGGGAAUAGGGUGCCACUUUGGGGACACACUUGAAGGAUUCCUACUAUUCUGAACAGUGAGGUGCUUUAGGUUUCAUCUCACCUGGGCCACUAUGGCUUUUAUGCCUGUGGGGGGGUAGAGAGUGUUUGGUUUACAGACACACGACAACCAAGGAUCAAUACGUACAAGUUGUUUAUAAAAAAAAAGUGAUUUUAACGACUUCUGGAAUAAAAUAAACAUGUUUUUGUAAAAAAAUUAAAAUAAA
Oncorhynchus masou masou (cherry salmon) is the source of this 1568-nucleotide messenger RNA. Its product is annotated as general transcription factor IIF subunit 2-like. The coding region runs from base 168 to 1004 and encodes 278 amino acids. Gene Ontology annotation, cellular component: transcription factor TFIIF complex. NCBI's taxonomy places the organism in Eukaryota, Metazoa, Chordata, Actinopteri, Salmoniformes, Salmonidae. Gene Ontology annotation, biological process: transcription by RNA polymerase II; transcription initiation at RNA polymerase II promoter. The record is from RefSeq and is a predicted model, not a curated record. The transcript has 10 exons.